Messenger RNA from Brassica oleracea var. oleracea, 861 nucleotides. RefSeq names its product putative pentatricopeptide repeat-containing protein At1g28020. The transcript has 3 exons. The record is from RefSeq and is a predicted model, not a curated record. Gene Ontology annotation, cellular component: mitochondrion. Gene Ontology annotation, molecular function: protein binding. Bases 1 to 861 code for a protein of 286 amino acids. NCBI's taxonomy places the organism in Eukaryota, Viridiplantae, Streptophyta, Magnoliopsida, Brassicales, Brassicaceae.
AUGAAAGGGAAAGAGACAAGAAGAUGUGGCAGACACAGGAGAGCCAUGGACGACACGUUGAACGUAUUUCUCAGCUUUUACACAAGAUCCGAGAAAACACUGGACAAAGCCGAGGCAGCAUUUGAGAAGAUAAGAGCUAGGGUUCCUCUUGAAACCGUCUCCCUUCAAAAUCGAAAUAUGGUCGAGAAUCUUGUACGCGAGAUGCAAGAGCAAAAGGUGGGGUUGGACGGUGCCACGUGGAACAACGUUUUAAGGGUAUACGCGGAUCCAAGCAAGAUAAAGGAGAUGGAGACGUUUAAAACGUUGGUUGAUGAACAAGGAAUCAACCUCGAACGAAGCACGAUUGUUGCAAUGGCAAGGGCUUAUAAUAGAUCCGGUUUGGUACAAAAGGCCAUAGAGAUGUAUGGUGACGUGCCUGGGACGCAAAGAGAAGUGUACGCUCUUUGGAAUGAGUACAAAAAGGAAGCAAAGGAUGAUGGAUAUCGGACAAUGAUAAAUUCUUUACUGAAGCUGAACAAUGUAGAAGGAGCUGAGAAGGUUUAUGAAGAGUGGAACCCUGAAGGACCAAAGCUGGAUAUGAGCAUACCAUGUUUACUGAUUUCUAGGUAUUACGCGGAAGGGAUGGCAUGGAAGGUCGAUGAAAUGUUAAAGUCGAUAAAAAAGAAGAGAUAUGGCAUGCAUAUGAGGAAGCUAAGGUAUCACACGAAAAGGAUGUUUUCGAAUUUUACUUAUCCCAAGAUCACAUGGCCGUACAGGACUAAUUUACCCGAUUUAACGGUGUUGAAAGAAAGCUUGAAGGUGGUUUUGACGGUUAUUUUAGGUGUCGCAGUACUUGUCGCCGUGGCUGUCGGCUAUGUUUGA